CCUGAGUGCCGUGAAAAAGAGAUCUGUGUGGUGAUGAACAAUAAGGCGGUAUGUGUGGCCCAGUCCAAGGCCACCUGGUGGUUGUUCGGUGACCCUCACUACAGCACGUUCGAUGGCCAGCCCUUCUCCUUCAUGGGUACAUGCUCCUACAUUCUGGUGAAUAAGACGGGCAAAGAUCCCGCCCUGCUUCAGUUCAGCAUCCAGACCAAGAAUGAACUGCGAGUCAACUCCAAAGGCUCCUUCCUCAAAUCAGCCAACAUAGACCUGAGUGGUCACAGGAUCACCAUUCUCACUGGCCAAAGAGGGACAGUGGAGAUUGAUUAGGUCUGACCUCCCUGUAAGUUUGGAGUCUGGCAACAUCCAAAUCUGUCUGGUAUCCAAGGGACCAUCUGUUCCAAAGUCUUUGUGGAGGGCUGCCAGUGCAACAAGGGUUACGUGCUCAGUGUUGAACACUGUCGUCAAGGAGUCAGGGUGUGGCUGAAUGAAAAACUCCUUAACAAAUAUGGAAAACCUGUACAUAUCAAGUUUGGAGGCAAGAGCAUUUUAAUUUUCAAAUAAAAUCUCUUGGCUCCAAAAUAUCCUUUAAAAACCUUCCUUUCGUGUCCAGGUUGUAGGCUAGAGCAUUUCGACAUAAAAUCGUAAAAGUACCUUAAAAUUACCUUCUGUAUGUGAUAACAUAUUCUGAACUAUAUAAUGUUGUGAGGGAUUAUGAGUAUUCAUGCAUGGAAUGGUUAUUGAACUCUGUAUUCAUUAUAAUCCAAACAUAAUCCCAGAAUUGUGUAUUACUAAAACUCAGAUCAUCUCUGUAUGCGUGUAUCUCUGUCUAUCCUUUACAACUUUCAAAAGUUUUGAUUUAAUCAGAACUCAAAACCUCACAAGUAAUUAAUUCAAACAAAACUGUUGAGUAUAUUCAUA
Salmo salar (Atlantic salmon) is the source of this 915-nucleotide messenger RNA. Lineage: Eukaryota; Metazoa; Chordata; Actinopteri; Salmoniformes; Salmonidae. The record is from RefSeq and is a predicted model, not a curated record.